Messenger RNA from Armigeres subalbatus, 1609 nucleotides. RefSeq lists its product as uncharacterized. NCBI's taxonomy places the organism in Eukaryota, Metazoa, Arthropoda, Insecta, Diptera, Culicidae. Bases 203 to 1075 code for a protein of 290 amino acids. The transcript is spliced from 3 exons. Gene Ontology annotation, cellular component: membrane. The record is from RefSeq and is a predicted model, not a curated record.
AGGAGUACAAUUCAUUAACGAUCGUUGAAGUAUAACGAACUCUCCUCCUCCGAAGAGUGAUCAUCAUCAGAGCAGCCCUGAACAGGAGUGCCUUGAGUGCAGUGUCUUAUUCUUUAAGAACUUUAUCGUUUCGAACGCAAGAAAAUUUCGAACGAAGUGUUUUGUGAUAAGAGUGAUAUCUCGAAGCAAGAACAGCCAGAUAAUGAAAGUGUUUGUUGCCGUAUUUGCCCUGCUAGUGGCAAGCGCCCUGGCCGCCCCAGCUCCGGCUGAGGAAUCGUCCAGCUCCAGUGGCCUGGGAAUGGCCCUUCGGUAUUUUGGAACCUGUCUGGAAUCGGAAGAAAUGGGAACCUGCUUCGCAGUAAAAGGAAUUACAGCCCUAAACCGUGCCGCCCGUGCCAGCAACAUUGAAAUCGUGCCCGGUGUUACUUUCUCAAGAGACCCGACCGCCCCGGUUGAACGCAUGGGCAAGUCCGUGUCGGAGAACGAAAUUAUCAGCACCCUGCCCGCCAGCGCUGAAGACAAGAGCGACGCUCUGUUCGAUAUGGCCGUCGACUCCGCCAAGCGCCUGUUCACUGCCCGCUCCAUCCAGUUCAAGCUGCCCGAGGAAGCCCAGGAAUCCAUCGCCCGUUCUAUCGAAGAAGGUAGACUGCUGAAGAAAGGUAAGAAGCUGAAGAAGGUCCUGGGCCCACUCGUCCUGGCUGUCGGAGGAAAGCUGUUCGCCCUGCUGCCCCUGCUCCUCGGUGGAGUCGCUUUGUUGGCCGUCAAGGCUCUGAUCGUUUCCAAGGUCGCCCUCGUCCUGGCUGUCAUUCUCGCCGUCAAGAAAUUCCUCGGAGGCGCUGUUGAAGGUGCCGGAACUCUAGGUCUGCUGUCCAAGGCCGUUGGAGGUGCUGCUGCUGCUGGUGCUGGUGCUUUGGGAGGCAGCGCCCUGUCUGCUGGUGUUGGCGGUGGUAGCGCUGGAUGGUCGUCUGGAGCUGGUGCUCAGGGCUGGUCUCAAGGCAGCGGUCAGUAUCCUUAUGCCCGUAGCUACGAUACCGCUCAGGAUCUCGCCUACAGCGCCCAGGCCCCCAAGGCGUAAGCCACCUCUCCUGCACUCCUACACCCCGAAACGAAACCAUAUUAGGUUAGGAAACUUCCUUCUACAAAACUCUACGCACCAACUAUGGCUCCUGUAACUAUAACUCUAGUCUUUGUGUCGACCCCCACACUGUCAUGGGGAACUUCGUAGGGUCUCCUACACAACCCACAUAUUCUCGCUUCAACCUAAACCUGUCCACCUAGCACCGAAACGUGCACCCCUCGAUCUAGUCUCUAACCGUCAAUUUCACAUGGAAGUCAGAAAGCGAGACAACGCAUCGUUGACGAGUCUAUCAGCACACCGUUCGAAGCCGGAAAAUUGAGGUCUCCUCCACUCUACGCUCCAAUCAACACACACAGCACCUACCACAAUUACACCACACGCCAGAUCGUGACGAAAACCGAUCCAUCCACAAACGUCUAAUCUUUCACAGAAACACACCUCUUCCUAUCUCUUCAUCCGCCGCAACAAACUCCUUAACAGAGAAAAAAAAAACAAUAACAAACCCCCGCCAACCCACCAACGAAGAGUAAA